GUGCCGAAAGGGCGCAAGCUCACCGAGACCCAGUCGAUAUUUCUUUAACCUUCAAUUUAUGUUGUUUACUUCGACGAAAAUUUUCCCAAUUGGAUUUUGUUUGACUCCAUUAUUUGUUGAUUUUAUGUUUAGUUGACAUGCCUUUGGAGAACUCCGUCUGCAGUGAGCAUUCGAGUGGUAUAAAGCCCUUGGCCGGUGAAUGGAAACAAAGAGCGGAAGAAGAAUUAAAUGAGACUCCCGAGGUUUUCAAGCGAGAAUUGGCUGCCCUAAGGCGAAUGGUAGAGAAUGAUAUCAACUUGACAGUGCCUAAUACUGAUGAGUUUUUAACGAGAUUCUUAAGAGCUAGAAAAUGUGACAGUACCAAAGCUUUUCAUAUGCUUCAAAGAUAUUUUUUAAUGAAAAUAAAAUGCCCGGAGCUAUUUCAGUGUCCGUUGCCUUCAGAAUGUGGGACGAUGUUUGAGUUACAAGCUCAAACUAUGCUCUCUUCAAGGGAUCAAUUAGGCAGAAGAGUUUACAUUAUAAGAGUUGACAAUUUCGACUCAACAAAAGUAACUAUAGACGACGUUUUUCGCACAAAUGUUUUGGCUCUGGAACAAGUAGUUCGCGAAGCUGAAACACAAGUAGCAGGUAUAGUUGUAAUUUUAGAUAUGGCUGGCCUAAGCCUUCAACACGCCAAAUUUUUCACGCCUUAUUAUGCUAAGAAAAUGGUAGAGCUUGUGCAAGAGACUUUUCCUCUACGGUUCAAAGGUUUUCAUAUAGUUAACGAGCCUUUUUACUUUGAUGCUGUUGUUGCUGUAUUAAAGCCUUUUUUAAAAGAUAAGAUUAGAAAAAGGAUAAUAUUACACGGCAGUGACUUGUCUUCCCUGCAAGCCUUUAUACCAACUGAAAUUCUUCCAUCUGAAUUUGGUGGAAAAAGUGGUAAUUUUGACAAUAGAGCUUGGUACAUGCAAUUGCUCGCCGAUGAGGAGUAUUUUAAAAAUAUUAGGACUUUUGGAUAUAAAAUUGAUGUUGAUGUUGUGGAAGGGGGUGAGGGCGAAAGCGAGAAAUAAACGUACUAAAUUUACACAUUAUUAGGAAUGAGUUGUUCUGGACGUCCAUCUUAUAAAAUUAAAUUAUUAAAUUCAUUAAUUGUACGCUUAUAGUUUUUUAGUAAAAUACAAGUGCAUUUUAACGAUUUUAAGUAAAACUAACAGUUAGAAUUUAUAUAAAACUAUUUAUUUAUAAGUUUACACUGCAGUGCCGGUUUAACCUAACUUCGGGCCCUGGGCGCUGGAGGUUUAGGGGCCCCCUUCAUUGCUAUUCGUUGUCAGUUUUUUAACAAGAAAACACAUGCAUUAACUACAAUAUAAAGGUUUAUUGUAAAAUCCAUAAAAAUUUUUUUUAAACAAGCAAGAAGAAUAGGAAAACGUAAAAAAUAAUCCAAAAAAUACAUUUAAAAAUAUAAAUAAGAAACAGAAAGUUCCACAAAACAACACAUGACAAGGAAAAAAAAGAUAUAUUCUAAAAAAUACAUAAAGACAAAAAUUAGAUCACUUUUUUUCUUGACUUGGCAUUCGCAAACUGCCAUACAAUAUUAUCACAAUUCAGUUUCUUCAGUUCUUCAUUCUCUAUAUUCAAUAGUGAUAAUGCGUCUAGGUUUUCUUGAUCCAAAUUUGACCUUAAAUAUGUUUUUAUUCUUUUUAAAGCCGAAAAAGACCGCUUGCCUGACGCAUUAGAAAUUGGUAUCGUCAAAUAAAUUUGCAGUAAAGUUAAAAUAUUGGGAACAGUUGCUUUUACAUCCUGGAAGAAACAAAUUUUUCAUACAUUGUAUGAUAUUUAUUUAAAUUUUGGCAUACCGUUACAAAAUGGGUAAUUUCAUUAUGCAAGUUCUCUUCGGUUUCAUCAACAUCGUUUUUAUAUUUCUCGCAUAAAGUAUUAAUUGACGUCUUGACUUCUUCUUUAUCCUAGAUUAAAAUAACAUCUAAAAGCUGAUGUUACAUUCAUUUCGCGAUUCUGAAAAGACUCUAGAUUUUCUGCGACAGCGAUUUUUUUGUCACUGCGACUACAAAUCGCAAGUGGAGUGCUAGAAGCCACUGUAUAAUGCCAAACUGCAAUUUUUGUAAUCGCUUUACUUUUGAAUGUUUGAAAGAGUGUGUAUAAUACCUAUUGUUUGGGUAUUGAUAUUCUCGAGAAUAAUCUAUUCUUUAUUUAUUAAUUAGAUCUAUGUAUAUCUAUUUUUGUCUUUAGUUUAACUAUUUUAAAAUGACUUAUUUUAUUCCUAUUUUAAAAGAACUUAUUUUAAAGCCGAAAAGUGAGAUAAAUUAUUAUUUAAGCCCCACAAUUCAAAAUGAAAUUAUUAGAAACUAAAAAACUCCGUUUGUGCGAUUAUUUUGGAUACAAUUCAAGACAUGGCCAUUGAACCUACACAGUUUUUACUCACUACCUGGGUAAAUUUUAAUCAAUGACAUGGUGAAAUCUGACAACUUUCUGUAGAUUUUGGAAAAGGGGCCCCGCCACAAACAAUGACACGGGGCCCCUGUGGGGCUAGGCUACGGCACUGUGUAUAGGCGUGAAGAGAUGUAACAAUAGAACAAAUCUGUGCUCUGUGCGUAGAGUGAGUUAAGUCCAAAAAUGGUCGAAAUGAGGUAAUGCACUGUCUGUAUGUUAGGAUUUGAUAUCUACAUGGUGUAUAAUUUGUAAAGUCCAAUUCCAUUCCUAAACUGAGAUAUGCAUUUUACACAAAUGAAAAACAGUCAAUACUAACUGUGUAAUGCGUGUUAAGUCCUGAACUUGGACAUAUCACACUUUACACUAAACAUUUUUUAAGAAAUAGGAAGACUCAGUGUGUUAAGUCCCACAAUUUUGAGACUUAACAUACUGUACACUAAUAAGUUAUUGCGUUGACUCUUUGUACGCUGCGCGCCGUUAAAGCUGUUUUGGCUAUUUUACUAAUCAGUGGCAUAUUGAUUAGGUCCUUUCAAACGAGCUUGUAUUUUAAUGGACAACAUAACGAUUUAAAGAUUUUAGUUGGAGUUUUCUUCUGUGAUUAUUUUGUUGGUUUAGUUGAAGGAAUUUAGUUAAAAGUUU
This is a messenger RNA of Diabrotica virgifera virgifera (western corn rootworm), 3066 nucleotides long. RefSeq names its product alpha-tocopherol transfer protein-like. Bases 138 to 1049 code for a protein of 303 amino acids. Gene Ontology annotation, molecular function: phosphatidylinositol bisphosphate binding. Gene Ontology annotation, cellular component: membrane. The transcript is spliced from 6 exons. NCBI's taxonomy places the organism in Eukaryota, Metazoa, Arthropoda, Insecta, Coleoptera, Chrysomelidae. The record is from RefSeq and is a predicted model, not a curated record.